Leptopilina heterotoma is the source of this 348-nucleotide messenger RNA. RefSeq lists its product as uncharacterized. The transcript is spliced from 2 exons. The record is from RefSeq and is a predicted model, not a curated record. Lineage: Eukaryota; Metazoa; Arthropoda; Insecta; Hymenoptera; Figitidae. Bases 1 to 348 code for a protein of 115 amino acids.
AUGUCAAAGUACAAUAAUAAAAAGCAUCGUACUAUUGGUAUGAAACCCAAAGAUGUCACCGUAGAAGAUACAAGAGAACUAAAGGAUAUACUCCCAACUGGACAACCGACAACGGAAAUAUUUACUGUGGAAAAAGUUAAAUCGACAAAACCAGUUACAUAUAAGCUGAAAGAUUAUCAAAAUCAACCCAUUGAAGGUGGUUUCUAUGAAGAAGAAUUUCUGAAAAUCCAAUAUACAGAUGUUUACCUCGUAGAAAAAGUUCUCAAGACUCGUGGUAAUGAUGUAUACGUGAAAUGGCUUGGAUUCGAUAGCUCACACAAUAGUCGGAUAAAAAAAUCUGAUAUGUAA